Messenger RNA from Closterium sp. NIES-65, 1425 nucleotides. The record is from the annotation of a GenBank genome assembly. NCBI's taxonomy places the organism in Eukaryota, Viridiplantae, Streptophyta, Zygnematophyceae, Desmidiales, Closteriaceae.
AUGAAGCCCGACGGCGAGUUUUUUGCAAGAGAAAGCCUAAGAGGCAAGGGUAGAGUAUCUUGCGCAAGUGCCGCCGCAGAAGCCGGCGCGAAAUCCGUUUCAUCCUCUGCGUCGCGCCGUUCUGUAUCGAUAUUUCCCCCCACGGCGCAAGUUGCGUCGCCUCCAGCAGUCCCCGCACUUCAGCAAGCUAGUCUCCGCCGCUCCCCGCCUCAGCGUGCCGGGGGGAGUUCCAUCUGCGCGCCCACAAACCGUUGCGCGCCCAUCGACCGUAGCGCGUCCGUCGACUGCUGUGCACCCAUCGACCGUUGCGCGUCCAUCGAGCGUUGCGUGCCCGUCUACCGUUGCGUGUCCGCCGACAAUUGCGUACCCAUUGACCGUUGCGCACCCAUCGCGACUAUAGAUCAGGGGAUGCACCCGGUGGGGCCGCAGCUGCGUCACCACAACCUGUCGCAACCGGGAUUCACGGAAACAGCGCGAGACGAGCCGGAGGCUCGAUUCGCUGUGAAAACUGUGCGCGGGGGCGGCACGGCGGUGGUAGUGCGCUUCGGUUCGGAGUCGGGCACGAUCAGUUCGCGGGACAUAAGCGAUUGGACUGUGGAGCACGAUAAUACCGCACCCUUGCCCUACAUCCCUGGUUCACGAACGUUUAACCCGACGGGUUCGCCGGGGAAAGCCGCCGCCUCCGCCGCCGAUGCCGCCGGCUCGGCGCUUCCUCGGGCGGAAAAGUCCGCUGCGGCGGCCGCGGCAGCGGCUGCCCGCGCUGGCUGGUAUUCUGAGUUUCAAGAAUCCGAUUGCGGGCAGGAAGCGUGUCGGGGAAACGCGGGGGGAAGAAACGUCCGGGGGAUGAUGAGAUCCCCGCAUGUGCCUGCGCGGAGUGAGAGCGGAAGCAACUUCGGCAACGGCGACUCUCCCACCUCCGCCACAGAAAUGGCGGCGCUGGCGCGCAACGGAGGCAGCGGAAAGCAGAAACGGCUGGGCGGAAAGGCUGCUAGGGUUGGCUGGGUGGAUAAGGAGGGGUCCCGGAAGUGGAGGAAGCAGGGGGCUGACGUGGCGUCCGAUGGUGAUGGUGCUGACGACAAGAAAGUUGAUCGGGAGCAGUUUGCUGGGGCUUUGGGUUACCCUGGGCAGCAAGGAGCAGGUAGCUUGGUAACCAGUCACGGGUUACCGUCACCCCCCCUGACGGCGGAUCAAGAGAGGGACGCUGUGUGUGGUGCUGAUGGUCGGUGGAAUGGAGAUAGUGUGAGUGAUGGUGCAGAGGAAGAUGAUGAUUCCUGUGAUGAUGCUAUGUCUGCAUACUUCGUGUGCAGUGGGGUGCAGAGAGAGCAGUACAAGGGGGAGCACCUAAGCCAUUCCCCCCGCGAUGAACGCUCAAGCCAUCCAUCCGUCGUCACGCCUGUUCGCGUGACGGAGGGGAAUCAGCCGUAG